Messenger RNA from Rubroshorea leprosula, 872 nucleotides. Lineage: Eukaryota; Viridiplantae; Streptophyta; Magnoliopsida; Malvales; Dipterocarpaceae. The record is from the annotation of a GenBank genome assembly.
GUAAUGGUUCUGAGCCAUGAAAGUGGAACCAUUAACUCAAAAAAAGAUAAGGGACUCAAAAACAGAGCUCUAAAAUGAGCUGCUCUUUCAGCCCCCAAAUUCCAAAGGCCCUGCCUUCCCUUUCUCCUCCUCCUCCUCCUCCUCCUCCUUGCUGCAUAAAACUUCCUCUCUUCAUUACAUACAAUCAGAAAACAAACCCCAAUACCAAGUUUGAAAGCAAGAUUGGAAGCACCAGCAGAAGGGUAAAUGGUUUCUUUGAUGUUAAGAAGACAAGCCUGGCAAUUCAAGUUGGUGCACUUUUGGCCGCUUUCGAGAAGCCAGCAUUAGCAGUGACAGGGGUCAAUAAUGAGCAAGAUUUUGUAACAGCUGUAAUAGAGUUGGGGAUUGUUGCUGUUUGGUACUUCCUCAUCAUGCCUCCAAUCAUUAUGAACUGGCUUAGGAUAAGGUGGUACAGGAGAAAACUCCUGGAAAUGUAUUUGCAGUUCAUGUGUGUCUUCAUAUUCUUUCCAGGGUUACUGCUCUGGGCACCAUUUCUCAACUUCAGGAAAUUCCCAAGAGACCCAUCCAUGGAGUAUCCUUGGGAUACGCCUAAAGAUCCUUCAAAAAUUAAGAAUGCAUAUUUGAAGUAUCCCUGGGCUUCACCUGAAGAUUAUGAUUGAGAGAGAGAGCAGGUCUAUUGUAGUGCAUAUUCCCGUGUAAAAUUUGUAAAGCUUUCCUCCAUUUCAUGUCUAUGUUUUUGAGAAAACUUCAUGUGCACAAUAUUGCUGCCAAAAUGUAAAGCCUUUUCCCAUUUGACUACAACAUCCUUGAUAUUGAGUUUCAAAGGAUGACAAGAGAGCACUGUAGUUAUUUUCAGUCCGAACUAGCUUUUU